AAAAAGUGACCUAUCAUCCAAAUAAAAGGAGGAAUCCUCAGUUGUAAGUUUGGUUGAGAAUUAUUUGUGAACCUUUCCCGAAAUAACAGUAUUUAUGCCUCUGUUUCUGGUUGAAUAUUACGUCCUCAAUAUGUUUAUCGCUGCAUUUCUUUGCACCACCCACCGUCAUGGUUUGUGAAGCUUAGCUUUGUUGUUAGCUUGUGAGCGGUUGAUGACCAAUUUUUGCAUGGGUGGUCUUGUUGUAGAGACCCACUUGAUUCUGCGCGGUUGACGAAUCAUUUACAUGAAUAUUACCUCCUGAAAGUAAACCAUUGUUCAUUUACUAGCACUUUAAAGACCACCAACAACAUUCAUGCCUUCUCAUUUAGAGAUAUGUUGUUGUGUUGUUGUUGACAUGUGUCCCUUUUACUUGUGUUUUACUGGAAAAGCUGGGAACUGAGUGACCAUGGACCCACUGUCCAGCCACAGCUCCUACCUCCUGCAGCAGCUCCAGGAGCAAAGGAUCCAGGGGCUGCUGUGUGACUGCAUGCUGGUGGUCAAAGGUGUCUGCUUCAAAGCUCACAAAAAUGUCCUGGCUGCUUUCAGCUCCUACUUCAGGUGCCUCCAUGUUUUACAUGUUUUUAAUCAAUGGCAUAAUAGCAUCCCCAUCACCAGCUUCAUAUUCCAACUUGGCUGAUUUAGAAAGACUCCAUGUGAAACACUCUUCUGUGAUCUUUCUAGGUCUUUAUUCCAAAACUCACCCAGUCAGAAGAACGAGGUGUUCAACUUGGUUAUCCAGGAUGUAGGAGGCAUUGGGCAAAUACUGGACUACAUGUACACCUCCCAUCUUGACAUCAACCAAGAUAACGUUCAAGCACUACUUGACAUCGCCCAGUGUUUGCAGGUUCCAAAUGUGCAGAACAUGUGUAAUGCUUUCCUCAAGCCUUGUCCUCCUCCAGUGGAAAUAUCCUCAUUUUCUUUACCAGGCAUGCUGGGCUCUGAGCAUGACUGCCUCCUGGGGAGCAGUCUUCCUCACGAUGUUGAUCUCCACUGUCCCUCUGAUACCCAGAGGGCUGGUUUUGGCAGUGACAUGGACCACACCAAAAGGAUGCCUGUUCCUGUGUCGAACAGCAGCCCAAACUGUGACACACCCAGCAACACUCAGGCACCUGUGGAAAAACAGCUUGUCCAUGGAUAUAAGCUUCGUAACUUCUACAGUAAGCAGUACUUCAAACAAAGUGCCAUGCAAACUAAUAUGGCUGCCUCACAUCAAGGUCCAGGCCCUUUGGUGCAAGUAGAGGAGCAGCAGUGUCAGCCUAGUGUUAGCCACACUCCCAUAUGCUCAGGAAACUCCAUCCAACCCAAUCCUCCCUGCACAGCUGUAACUGUUGAGAAGACCCCGACCUCCUCUCUGACACCCUCAGAUAAUUUAAACAGCCCCAGCUCCAACUCUGCAGACUCCCUGCUCAACAAGCCGGUGCGUCCAAAGAAGGCUGUUUACCUGAAGAAAUACAACUACCUCCGUUCCCAGAAGGCUCUGGAAGAGAUGUUUGCAGAAUCAGUCAGUGAACCGGUCCUCAGCUGCCCCAAGGAGAGUCAACAAGAAGAAUCUGAGGUACAGGCUGAAACUCCACAAGCUCCUGUAGAGGAUCAUAAUGAAGCCCGAGAGGAGGUUACAGAGACAGCCACAGAUGCACAACUUCCUACUACUCCACCUGUGAACCAGGAGGAACAAAAUAUGGAGACUGUGCUGGACCCACCCCAGCAGACAGGACACAAGCAGUACUGUUGUGAGGUUUGUGGGAAGAUAUUCAAACAUCCAAGCAACCUGGAGCUUCACAAGCGCUCUCAUACAGGUAAUUGUUCAUAGCUUCAUAAUUUUGCAUGUAAUUGUUGGAACUUUUAACUCUAUUUUUAGAUGCAAACCUUUGUUGUUGUUGUUGUUGUUGUUGUAGGUGAGAAGCCCUUUCAGUGUAAUGUUUGUGGGAGAAACUUUUCACAGGUAUCAUUUAAUUUAUUUUUCUGUUUUGCUAUAGUUUGUCAAAGAUGAUUACACAAUUUGAAUGUAGAAAUCAAAAUCACACAUCUGUUUUUUUAUAGGCUGGAAACUUACAGACACAUUUGAGGCGGCACUCUGGAGAGAAACCAUACAUCUGUGAGUUAUGUGGCAAAAGGUAAGGUACCAUCCAUAUGUCAGUCUUUCAUUAGUAUACCUUUUUAUGUGCAAAGCAGAGCCAGCCCAAGCCUCAAUGGGGCCCUAAGCAAAAUUUGAUUUUGGGGCCCUCUAUUUCUGCCAAUAAUAUUGAUUGUUGAUCAUUCACACACCUACUACAGUAUAAAUUUAAUGUGCCUGACAUGUCUUUACAUUUAAAGGGGUGGCCUAGGUAAGAACACAAAUAAUACCAAUGCAACUAUACAAAUAAUACCAAUGAAUGACUCAAAAUGUAACACAUUCAGGAUGCUCAGUGUACAUUGCACAGCAGGAGGCACAUAACGGUAGCAGAGCUUUGACAUAUCAACAGUAAGAAUCAUAGGCCUACAUCAGCAGCAGCACUAAAAUGUUUUUACUUUAUUUUAUUUUUACAAUAAUAAUAAUAGUAAUAAUAAUAAUGAUAAUAAUAAUAAUAAUAAUAAUAAUAAUAAUAAUAAUAAUAAUAAUAAUAUAUUUGAUAGUUGCAAAAAAUAAGAAACAUUAAUUUAUUUUUUUUUUUAAUUGCUCUUGGGGGCCCCCUACUCGCUGUGGGGCCCUAAGCAGGCGCUUAGUUUGCUUAUGCCUUGGGUCGGCUCUGGUGCCAAGUGAGACAGCAACCUUCUUUUUCGUUAUUGUCACAUGAUGUUUUCUCUUAAUCAAACAGCCCCACCAGUCCCUGGAAGUUCCCAUGAAUUAAAUUUAAUGUAUGUUUUUCAGUUUUACAGCAUCAGGGGAUGUCCAUCGUCACAAAGUGGUCCACACAGGAGAAAAGCCACAUCUGUGUGAUAUAUGUGGUCGAGGUAAAUAACUCCCCUGACACAGCAAUUGUGUUAGAUGCUCCAGAUUUAUUCAAAUUAAAUUCUCGUUAAGUGGUCUUAUUUUGAAGCCAGAUUUUUACUGAUAGUAACAGGAGUGUGAGUUCAGUCCACAGACCUAGAAGGAAAAUCAGAGCAUUUUUGUCUAUAGUAAGUCCAUUUUCAAUCACCUCUCUGUUUGUUAGGUUUUAACAACUUGAGUAAUCUCAAAGAGCACAAGAGGACUCAUGCCACAGACAAGACGUUCACAUGUGACCAGUGUGGAAAAUCCUUCAACACACACCGAAAGCUUCUGAAGCACAAAGCCCGCCAUGCUGGGGAAAAACCACACAGCUGUGCCACCUGCGGUAAGGGAAACUCUGAGUCAGAAGUAGUCGUAGUGUUGUUGUAGUAAUAUAUUUGAAUAUUAGCAUUGAUUACAAUGUAUUUGCAGAUGUUGAAGCCUUUUUUUAGGGUUGGCAUCACUGGUCAGGUAUUUUCCUUAGGCUUUACAUGCAGAAACUGUAUAAAAAGUGUGGACUGUAAGGUUACUCUCCACUUUGGUGUUGCUUUUAGAAAUAGAAUAGCUCUGUUGCAAGGCCAAAAAGAAUUUAACUUUUUCAAGAAACUCACCCCUGCGAAGUUUCUUUGGCACCUCUGAGUGUUAAAGCACCAUUUUGCCUGCUAAAAUGAGCAUAAAAACUUGGGGUGCACCCAUCACAAUAUUCUGAUCGAUCACCGAUCUUUAAAAAAGCUUGACCUGCCGAAACCAAUUUUAUUUUUAUACCGAUUUUAUUUUUAUAACCGGUUUUAUACCGGUACCGAUACCGAUUUUAUUUUUAUAACUGACAACACACACCUUUGAUGCUCCAAUCUUAUUUUAAUGAAAAACAUUGAACAAUACUUGGAAAAACAAUACAAACUUUUUUGUGCUUGUUUUAACUGCGCAUGAGGUAGUUCUCUCAAAUACAAAUGAAAAGUUUAGAAUAUUGCUGUCCAAACUACUAAAUUGUAUCAGUUCCUUUAGUCUUUUAUUUUCCACAUUUUAAAAAUUAACAAUACUUGCACAACAGGUCACACUGCAGACCUUUUUUGAGCCUCUUUCCAAAAUAAAGUGCACAACAGUAUUUUGCUUUUAUAAAUAAAGGAAUUUACAAGGUUUGAGGAAGUUAGUAAAAUAAUCAUCUAUCGGUGCAUGUUUAACAAAAACACAAGUGGAUAAUAUGAAUACAAAUUUUUCAGGCUCUGCUUUCAAAUAAAACUCCAUCUUAUUACAUGCUGCUGUUGCCAUUACAAAGGGAGGUACUUUGCAUACAAUAUGCAUAUUUCACCCUUUACAUGUGUACAUUAUUCUAUAGUUCUGUGACACAUUUGUAGAUGCUGUGUUUUGUAUCUUUUUCCCUCAUGUAAUACAAUAGAGAAAUAAUGACACUAGAAUGUACUCAGAGUUUUAUGUAGACCGUAGUCAAUUUCUCAUAUUUUAAUUCUACUUUAAUGUACGCAGGAAAGUGCUUCAUUGGUUCAGGGGACCUGCAGCGUCACAUCCGUUCACACACAGGUGAGAAACCAUACGUCUGUAGCGCCUGUGGAAAGAGCUUCACCCGCUCUGCCAUGUUGAGGAGACACAGCACCUCUCACUGUAAAGGAGCCCCAACUGACAGCCCGGACACCAACAACCCUGACCCACCUCAAAGCUCCAAUGGAGCAACACCAGUCCCUGCCAGCCAAAGUAAACCUCCUGCGACAACUGGCGAGGAGCAUUUCCCCAGCCUGACGCCCCAUUCAGGGUUACAGAAACCCUCAGUAAGCACUCCAUCACCAUUACAGCCAGCGCCACAUAUGGAGACUCCGUCCCCCAGCAUGCACAUCAGCCCAUCUUCUACCCCUACACCGCUUCCUGAGCUUCGUUCACUGGUACCCCACCACCUCCUCUCCUCCACCCACCAACAGGAGAGGAGUGCAGCUCUGACUGACACAGACCACAUGAAGCUGGCAAAACCUCAUCUACCACAGGAGGUGGUGUACGGUCCUUAUAUGGAGAACGGGAAUAUGUCAGGGGAGAUGGGCAGAAGUGUGGUGGGGAGACCAUAUCUACCCCCCUCAGACAAUCACUGCAGUACACUUAGUUCUGCUAAUAGAGCUAAUAGUGGGUCCUACAGGUCUAGUGAAGGCCAGUUUAUCUCCAGUGUAACUCUGUGGGGCCUGGCAAUGAAAACUUUGCAGAAUGAUAAUGAUAUGGAGCAGUAAAAGGUUUCAACUUCAGCAAGUUUAGAGGAUCUGCACCUUUAUGCUGAUCUGGAUUUUUGUUACCCUACUUUGAAGGUAAAGAUUGAUUUAAUUUGAUUUUUUUAUUUUGGGAGUGGGACUGUAUAAGGUUCUUGUCAAUACAUAGUGUGUUACCUACAGGGAAUGCCAGUCCGCUCAACCCCUGUGGUGAGAACUGGCAAAAGUUGCAUAAAAUCUAUGAAAAGGACAAAAGUGACAUUAUAGUACUUCCUAGUCCUCCACAGGUUAAAGAAUUCAGAAGUCCACUCUGAUUCACGAUGGAUGAAAACUACUGUUGCACAACCCUGAAAAAGGAUGAUACUUAUUUGGUCACAUCCCAAUCAGUGAUGUCACCCUGGGUGACAGCUUACAAAGAUCACAUGCCACCACGUAUUAGACUUUGGCAUAGUGACGGGCGGAUUAUCAAGCUGUGAGGCUUACUUUCUAGUUGUGCCAAAAUAUUUUUGAAGGGUUUAAAGCUUCAAGCAAAGAUAACACAGUGUCAGCCAGUGGCUUUAAAAACAAACAUUAGCAGUCCUCUCUGACUAGGGUCAAAGCACAACUACACUUUAAUGGUGUUAACAGUUGUUAUCACACAGCAAAAAAAGGCCAAAGAAGCCUUUGUAUAUUAUCACUUAAUUUGUUUAUUAAGUGCUGUACAUGAUUAGGAAGUGCUGCAUUAAAUAUAGAUCUUAUUGUGUAAUAUCUUCAAGUGAAAAAGUGAUAUUUAUUUACCCAGCUUUCUUAAAGAUCAUCGAGCUGUGUUGAAUACUUCUGAUUGGCCAUAACCAUGAAUCAACCCUAAUUGAUUCUGAGUUGCAAGAGCAACACAGCAGACAACCAGAUCAUACACACCAUAUUAAAUAAUUUCCUUAAGAGGAAUGCAGCACAUUUAUGAAGUCUUAAGUUCAAUCUCUUCAUCUGGACACUGUUGCAAAACAUUAGUUUUCACCCAGAACUUGGAUGAUAUUUUGAAUAUGACCCUCAAUUUAAGGAGCACACAGCUUUAGAUUAGUGGUUUAGGGCCAACCCUGAAUCAAGUAGAGGAUGUUAAAAAAACAGAAGGAGCAGAGUGAAAAAAAAACUUAGAUUUCAUUAAACUAUCAUAAAGCAAACACAACACAGUGCACAGUGUGAUGGGACUGGUAGUGUGAAUGCAGACAAAAAAAGUUUUGUGGUUAUUGUCUCCAUCUAUUUAGAAUGCAAAUGGAAAAAGACAAGUGUUUUAACUUGACUCCGCAUUCUAAAGUUUAACCCGAUUUAUGAAAGUAAAGUGGUAUAAUAGUAAAGCAGGAUAAUAUUAAGACUUUAUCCUAAAAUAAAAUGUUUAGUUUGAUGUUAAAUUGACUCACAAGCAGGUUGAUGCAAAUACUGUUGCCAUGGCAGCCAUGGAAUCAGGGGCUCUAAUAUUUGUAACUGCACAAAUCAUUUUUAUAUCAAUAAAAUCUUCCUAAGAUCAAAAGUAAGAAUCAGUGUCUUCAUAUCUGUAAAGUAUACCUGUGCAGUAAAAUGAGACAAGAUUCUGACUCAAAGCUAAGGGGUCUUGUCCACACUGAAAAUAUUAAAUCCCAGAAUUCCUUAUACAAGCAGCAACAUUAAAUCCUAUACUAUACAAACUAUACAAAAAAUGUUAAGACUUUGUUAAGUUUUUACCUUCAAUUUUUUACUAAAACUUCCUACCAUUUUUUUUGUGUACAGGAGAAAACCAGUUCAUGCCAAACAUGAUGUUUAUAAAGACUUAACAUCUUUCAUCAAUGUACUGUUAAGCCUGUUAACAGCCUGAGUUUGGAGGUCGGGAGAAUCUUGGGAUGGGCAGGGGGAGGCCUGGAUGUCUCUUCUGCCUGACCACAAAUAGACUGUCAUUCGUAUGGUCACCUCACUGUUGUCCUUUGUCAGAGGGCUUUACUUUGAUACUUAGGUUCUUUUUGAGAUCCUCCACCUCUUUCUGCAACAUCUUGAUGGUCUCCUCCAUGACUUUAAAUUUUGAGGACAGCUCAAGGCAACUGCUUUGUGACUCUGAUUCUUCCAAGCCAUUAUCUAUCGAACAUAUGAGAAGUUACUUUUGAUGAAAUCUAGCUGCUGGCCCUUUUUUAAAAGCAAAGACCUUGAAGGUUUUGUUAAGCUCUUCCAAAUUCCAAAUUUACUCUGACUUUAUUCAUCCAAAUCUUUGUUUAUUCUUAUCUUUGGAGGCCUCCUGCUGCAGGACUUUCACCUCCUGCUCCAGGGUUGAUUUCUCAGCAGUCAGACUCAGCACUGUCUUGGCUGACUGUCUCGGCAAACUGCUGCUUAACUUUUUCCAGCUCCCUCUGCAGGCUGCCAGCCCUCAGAAUUUGGUGGUUCAUUUCUUUUCUGAGGUUCUCCACCUCCUUUAACACCUAAAUGGUCUCUUUCUGGGCUUCCAAUUUGGAGCAUCGCUCAAGACAACCACCCUUUAUUUCCUGCAGCUGCCUCACCAAGGCCACUAUUCUUGAAGUGUUUUUACCUCCAUAUUGAAGACACCUUAAAUCCCCAGCACCAGGGCUUCUGUUUUGUGUUUUUUGUUAUUGUUUUUGGAAAAAUUGAUGCACAGCUCCUUGAGCUCUUGCUGAGUGUGUCUGAUAAUGUCACAUCUUAGAUAGGAUUUGUAAACUAUUGAGUGUAUGUGGCUUCUCAGGUUGGUGAGUAAAGGAUAAUGUACAUUUAGCUGUGGUAAUGUAAAGUACAGUCCUAACAGGGUGAGACCAGACGCCCAAUGUGAAGCAUUAAGAUAAACAAAUGUAAACAAAUAGUAGCCAUAGCAACAUUUAACGCAACACUGACCUGUAUCUCUAACUGUCUGACAUCAAAUAAUACAAAGAUAGACAUGAAAUCAUUCACAAAAUUCAAAUAAAAUUGUUCUAUUGAGUGUAAUCAUAAGAGAAAAUUGGUAUUACAGAACUGAUACAAGUCCAAUAUGAACAUUGUAAGUGGUUCAAGGGGGAUUUUAACAUACAAUAUGAACAACAGACUCUUUUUUCCAAAGUGGUGUUGCCAUUAAAUCGAUGCCUUGUGGUAUGUAAAGUGAUACCACUGAAAAGACUACAGAGGGAGCUAGAAACCAAACACUAGAGGCUGCUGUCUAUAGACCAUCAAAAAAGAAAAGCUCUGCAAACCAAAAUGCUGCUGUUGUGUCAGAUGGAUUAGACUUGCAUCCAAAUAGAGGAAGAAAGCAUUCAUUUAACUUCUUCUGAUCACAUACAGUUUCCAAUGACAAUAUUAAGAGCAACUGAUGAUGGUCACAUUUUUACCUCCACCAAGGAGGUUAUGUUUUCGGUAGCGUUGGUUUGUUUGUUUGUCUGUUAGCAACUUUACAGAGAAAGUAACAGACGGAUUGACCUGAAAUUUUAACCAGAGGUGCGUCUCAGCUCCAGGAGGAUUAAAUUUUGGUGGUGAUCCGGACAAAAUUCUGGAUACUGUCAUCCAGAACACACAAAAAUAAGGCUGUCGUUGGAAUUUUCAAUGCUGAAAGAUAACCAAUGGGCGGCACAGUGGUGUAGAUAGGUGGAACAGUGGUAUAGUGGUUAGCACUGUCGCCUCACAACCAGAAGGUCCUGGGUUUGAAUCCCGGUUAGGGCAUUUCUUGUUUAAGGGGGGACAUGAGCUGCUUGGCAGAGGUCUGCGCUCUCUGAGUGUUUUUCUAGUGUUACAUUUCUGUUAGCUCUCAGCAAGCAGCUGACAGAAUAUAUAGUAUAUUCUUGUUCUGGGUUGUGUUUUGGACUGAGUAUGUUGGUAAAAUAUCUGAACAAAUAAGAGUCACACUCACCACACAUGACAUACAAAUCGCUUACAAGUAAACAUUGUACGACCUCAUUUCUCUAUGUGUUGUUUCAAAAGGCCAAAGAGCGUGUAGCAUUCGUUGUGGAAUAGCCUGCCGAUAAUUGGCUGUCGUCGCAACAUACAUGCCCUGUUACUCCAUGCCUGAUGGAUUAGUUGCCUAGCAACACAUUGGGUAAAUCUGUUAUCACCAUGUUCAUUCUCCUUCAUUGUCCUUCACAUUAGUUCUCUAACCAUUGAUGGACUCAAGACAAGGGUGAAAAAGUGUAUUGUGUUUUUUUCCCCUUUCCUAGUAACACUGUGAACGAUGCAUACUGCUACAGGAAAUGCUUGAAACCCUGGUGAGCGAGGGUAUGUUCUCACUUUGCGGCAGAUACUGAAGUGUGAGUGAAGUAAAACCUUCUGUCUUCACAACUUUAGCUCAGAAAGAGACAUCAUGCUGAUAGAAGAGUUUCAAUGAAAUGUCCUUAUAACCAACGUUCAAUAACAGCCUUGUUUUUGAACUUAGAAGUCUGUAUCAUAAAACACUUCAAUUCAUACAAAUCCACAAUGACAGGUGAUGUGAAGGGAAUGCCAAAAUACCAUGGACGUGGUUAAGGGGUAUUGUAUUUGAUAUCUUGUGAUACCCUCCCUGUAUGAAAAAGCUAUUUGACUGAGCUAUCAUCACUGGGGUCCUCCAGUGGGGCCAGUGUUUUAGUUUUGAUGGGAAUAAACUCUUGUACAUCUGCACAAUAGCAGCUCUAAAGCUUACUGCUUAUCAUGUGAGGUUAAAUAACUCAGUUAUUUAUAACUCAGGGUUUUCUGCAUAGAUUACACAAUAUUUGGGUAUUCAGUUUUGACAGGAUUUCUAUAGGAACACCUCCAGACUAGAGCUAAUCUUUGAUUUCUGAAACAACCAAAGGAGAUCUAGUUAAUAUGAAGAUGAAAUGACUUCUUGUACAUUCAUUAUGACACAAUUAGUCCUGCAGUGUUGCUAUUCUGUUACCAGGAUGAUUUACUGUGAUGGGGAACUCUGUUUUCCCAUGACCCUCUCUUCCAGCACUCUCUCUCUUUCUCUCCCCCUCACUGCAGCUCCCCAUCAUGCUAAAGUUAAUCCUGAUUAUGUACGCUGUCUAACUGGUGCAGAAUGAGACCACAGCUAAUGCCAUUUUACCCAGAAACAUUUCCAAAGCCCGUCUUUUGUGUUGACAUCUAAUCACGUUUCAUUGCUUUGUGUUGGUACAGGCAUAUGAGGAUAGGUUUAAUUAACGAGUGAGUGUGAAAUGUAUGAAUCCAUCCGAAAUCAGUCGACUCUGACAUAUUUCAGUGGAGAAUGAGCCAAGCACAGUCAGACACAGCUAAAUAUCUUGUGAAAAAUGUGAGAAUUUUGUUGCUUUUGCCUGAAUUGGCUCUUUUUUUUAAAUUUUUUUACACGUAUUAUUCUGUCCUGUUGUCUUUCAAAGUCUGUUCAUAUUUGAUCCUUCAACAUCCUUCUAACGAUUCAUGCUUCUAAUGCAAACAACAGAGAAACUUUUCAUCAGUGUUUCAAAAACAUGGCUGUUUUUGAACACUUCACCCCCACUACACAGCACAGCAAUCAUUAUUAUUAUUAAAAUGCAUUAGCAACAAAGAUGUGGACGUGUUCUGGCAGCCGUUUUAGCAGAGCGGUAAUUGCUGUGGAGUUGCAGUGUGUUGCAUUGUUGGAUGAAAUGGGUAAGUGGUUGACCUAGUCUCCAUGCUAUAAUUCCUCUGUGUGUUGCAGUGUGAAAGAGGCUUAAGCUGAGGAGAAGAAUGGCAAUUGUUCCUUCUGCCCCUCUUCUUGCAAUCUGUCUUCCUGAGCCUCCUGCCAUUAUCCACCUUCUCCACAGGUAGCUCUGCAAUCUUCCUCUUUUCCCACGCACCUAUUUUUUUGCCCUAUCUUUGCCCAGAUCCCUUAUAAACCCUUACCCUAAGUAUACUGGAACACUAAGGCAUGUUAUCAAGUAAAGUGUUCAACAGACUACGGCUGAUCCACUCGGUUUUGUUUGUAUGUGAUUUGCAGGUCAAUGGAAAAUUAAUCAUCAGUGUGUGCAAUAACAAGUUGUACCCCUUAUACCACAGGGCAUUUUUCCACUCUUUUCCCACUUGAAUGAGCUUGGGCCCCAAUGAGUCCCUAGCAUUUCCAGUUCAUGUCUAUUAUCGUUCCUUAUUUUCCAUUUACAGGUUAACUAGGUUCAUCAGCAUCAUGCUGUUUUAAGGUUUUGUGAUGGUACUUGCAAGUAAAUGCCUGUGUUUCCCACCAAAGAGCAUUCCAAUAGGCGAGCACUGUCAAACCAUCUUCUUUUCUUUCCGCUUAUAAAAUGCUGCUCUGAGGUUCUUACUGUCUUCCAUCUUUCUUUGCAUACACUUAAGUGCUAUUAGCAUAUAUACACCACCUGUCUCACAUCAGUUACAUAAACACACAUGCCAAAGCAUCCAUACUGACCUUCGGCUACUGCACCCCAGUGGAUUCCUCCCUGGCUCUGCUUUCCAGGUCCUUGAAAUGUAUAUAACACCUAUCAGUACGUGUGACAGGUUAUUCUCUGUUGUUGGUUUUCUUCUGCUCAUCUGGGUCUGGGUCACGGGGGCAGUACCAACCACCCCAGCCACUUCCAGCAGCUUCUCUGGGGGGAUUCCCAGGUGCUCCCAGGCCAGGCGAAAGAUAUAACCCCUCUACAUGGUCCUGGGCCGGCCACAAGGUCUCCUCUUGGUGGGACAUAUAUGGAACACCUCUAACGGGAAGCGUCCAGAAGGCAUACUAACCAGAUGCCCAAGCCACUUCGGCUAACUCCUCUCGACGUGGAGGAGCAGUGGCUCUACUCUGAGUGCCUCCCAAGUGUCCGAGCUCCUUAUCCUAUCUCUAAGGCUGAGCCCGGCCACCCUGCGGAGGAAACCCAUUUCGGCCAAUCUCGUUCUUUCGGUCAUUACACCAAGUUCAUGACCAUAGGUGAGGGUUGGCAUGUAGGCUCUCCUCACACGAGGACGGCCUUGUAUCGUCUUGGCGUCGGCACCAAAACAUGUAUCGCUGUUUACACAUUGUAUUGUACAUAGGCUUAGUGCAUUUACAUGACAAUGCAAAAUCCACGCAAAAUCCUGUAGUACAUACGCCCGGCCUAAAGGUGACACUGUGAAAUUGCCACAAAGCACCAAAAAUAGAGAAUGCGCAUACAUACAUACAUACAUGCUGUGUGUGGCAACGUGGGUUGGGGGGCGGGGAGGAGGAGGGGUGCUUUGAGGUCACCGUCUUUUCCGGACUUAUCUAUUUACACCAACUGCGGCAUGAAGACGAAUACCCAGAUAUCCACCUGCAGACCCUUUUUCAAAAAAGAUGCGGAGUCAUGGACAAAUACACGUCUCUGUGUGUCAAUAUCACCAGAUCGAUAGUUUAUUUACCGGUGUCUUACAAAUUUGUACUCGUGUAAAGACCACCGUAGACUGACCGGUAGACUGAGGCAGGACCUCCCCUCCAACCCGGAGAAAGAAAUCUACCUUUUUCCGACUGAGGACCAUGGCCUUGGACUUGGAGGUGCUGAUUCACAUCCCAGCCACUUCACACUUGGCCGGGAACCACCCCAGCAAGAGCUGAAAGUCACUGCUCGACAAAACUAGAAGAACCACAUCAUCCGCAAACAGCAGCGACGAGGUUCCCUUGCCUGCCAAACCGGACACCCUCCAACCCCCGGCUGUGCCUAGAAAUUCUGUCCAUAAAGGUUUUGAACCGAACCAGUGACAAAGGGCAGCCCUGGCGGAGUCCAACUCUCACUGGAAAUGAGUCUGGCUUACAACCGGCUAACCCCCCACAGGAUUCCCCAAGGGACACGGUCAUAGGCCUUCUCCAAGUCCACAAAACACAUGUAGACUGCUCAGGCAAACUCCCAUCUCCCCUCAAGAACCCGAGCGAGGGUAAAGAGUUGAUCUGUAGUUCCGCAACUGGGACAAAAAACGCAUUGUUCCUCCUCAAUCAGAGGUUCAACUAUCGAUCGAUCCGAGUCAUUCUCUGUUACUUCCCUCAAUCAAUGAAAUGAGGCUGUUUCAUCACUUACAUAUGCACCAAAAUAAAAUGUGAGAAUGAACCAGUUUUAUAGUGGAAACCAGGCUAGCUACCCAUAUUAGUGUUACUAGUUGCAAUGUUAAAUUGUAAAUACGACACUGCAAAUUUCUCUUCAAUAAUUUCAGGAUGAGUUUUUUUCCUAUUUUACUGAAGGUGACGUUUGGAGUGCAAUAAUUAAGAGAAAUUGCAAAGGUUUGGUAAAACCUAAACUAUCAUCAGUUUGAGUUGCACAUUGCAGGGUUGUCGUGGAAGUUUUUCUCUUCCGUUGCUGCUGGUGAAUAAUGAAAUAGAGACUUCUGCCGGCCGACAAGGUUUUAUUUUCUUUGCAAAGAAAAGGUCGAUCUGGAUCCGAGCGGGUAGAUCAGAAAAGACCCCGAAUCUAGGGGAAUACAGAAUAUUUAUACUUUUAGGACCGCCUCCCAGAGGGCAAGGAAUGGGGCUUAGGUGUUGGCACCUUUUGUUGUCUGUGGGGACUGUUACUUCACCCCCUGGGGCGGUGGUGACACCUGAAGCAUCCUGCAGGAUGUUGUCUGUUGAUGUCUAGACAUGCUGAUUAACUGAUAUGUUGAUUGGAAAGUCUGUUGUGAGGGGCACUUCAAGCAAUUCUUAACAAAGACAUUAAAAUUACAAUUACAAGGGUUUAAAAUUUUAUUUCAUCACAUAAAAUCUUUUACUCACAUUUUAUUUUACAUCAGUGUCUGUAUAUGAUCUUUAAGAAUGCAUCCCAGUUUAACUGCAACCCGCCAGGAAAGCCAUUAAAUCCAAUCCAACUGUAUUUGUUGAGCACUUUAAAACAUCCACAGAGGACCAAAGUGCUGUACUGGGUAAUAAAUAAAAGUAUCAGAAAUAAAGACACAACAUUUUACAUAAAACAUAAAAUUACAUAUAAAAACAGAUAAAAAAAAGAUAGAAUAACCCCCAGAUAAAUGUGCCUCAGACAAUCAUCUAAGUCUUUUUCAAACUCAUAAUACAUAAGAGACUCUGUUCCUCUUGCUUGGUUCAUCUAUUUCCUGAAAGCCAAUCAGAUCCAACA
Messenger RNA from Xyrichtys novacula (pearly razorfish), 14102 nucleotides. NCBI's taxonomy places the organism in Eukaryota, Metazoa, Chordata, Actinopteri, Labriformes, Labridae. The record is from the annotation of a GenBank genome assembly.